Oreochromis niloticus (Nile tilapia) is the source of this 4463-nucleotide messenger RNA. Its product is annotated as ABC transporter F family member 4. NCBI's taxonomy places the organism in Eukaryota, Metazoa, Chordata, Actinopteri, Cichliformes, Cichlidae. Gene Ontology annotation, molecular function: protein binding. The coding region runs from base 132 to 2591 and encodes 819 amino acids. The transcript has 15 exons. The record is from RefSeq and is a predicted model, not a curated record.
CGAGGGGGGCGUCGUCAGCGAGCGCACAUGUGCACACGCCGAAUAGCGAGCAUGUACUGGAGUGUAAAUAAAUAACCCGUCAAUAUUAUUUGCACUUUUUCCCGGUUUGCCAGUCGGUCCCGUCGGACAGCAUGGCCUCAGAGGAGGACGACGUGCUGCUGUUUCUAAUCCACCAGCACCUGAAGGUGAACGGCUACCAGAAAGCUGCCCAGGUGCUGGAGAAGCACGUUACCCAGGUGGAGACACCGCUGGAGAGCUCCUCCACCCUACAUGAUAUCUACACAGGCUGGAUGAAACUGUACUCCCUAGCCCAGCAUGCCAAACAGGAGUCGCAAGAGUCCAGUUACUCAAAGAAAAGCAUCAAAGCAGAGGCUGCAGACAGCAGACUCUCCACUGUCCCAGGAGGAGAUGAUGUGGAUUCCAACCCUCCACUCAAGCCCGGGCCUGAUGUUGUUGAGCCACUGAAGGCAGAGAGCAUCUCUGAGAGUGUCUGUGAGCAGCUGCCGGCUGCUGAUAAUAAAUCCCAAACAACAAACUCUGACAGCGAGAGCGCCGGCUCCUCUGACAGUGAAGUGGAAGAAGAAAAGAUAAAGGAGGAAGAAACAAAAACAGAGCAAGAGUCGGCUCCAACUAAAGUGUGCGCUGAGGCAGAAAGCCUGAGCUCUGCCUCUUCAGACGCUGAGGGAAUAACUGCACCCAGCCAGGUUAACAACAGCCUGGUGUUAUCUGAUCAGGCUGAGGACCAAUCAGAGGCCCCCGAUCCAGCUGAGGCCUCAGUUUCAGGCGGUGACCUUAAAGACGAGCAUCAAGAGGGCAGUGAUGAUCUGAAGCAGGAAGCGACCACAAACACCUCAGAAGUCAUAGAAGAAGCUUCGGCGUCACAGCAGACAGAUGUUCCCAUUCAGGAAGUCAGUGAAGCCGAGUCUCCAGAAGGUGAAGAAGCCACAGCAGGAGAGAUGCCCAGCCUGGUUGAGCCCACCACCUCUGGCCUGACAGCUCUGGAAACCAGUGACCAGCUAGGAGACGGUCAAGCCCCGCCCUCUGCAGACCCUGAUGGUGAAUCUCAAAAUCCAAAAGAGGAGGUGGAGGAUGACGUGGAGGAGACAAAGAAAUCUGAGACGUCAGAGGUCGUAGCUCUUACAUCGGAGCUGGAGGGAGACGCGGAGAUGUUGAAAAUCCCCGUGGACACUGGGAUCCACAGUGAUCUCUCAGCCACUCCAACUGGUAUCAAAGUCACGUUGGUUUCAGAAGAGCGAUCGGACCCAGAGGCCUCCAUCAUCAUCAACAUCACAGUCAAAGAUGACGAAGCAGCUGAGCGAGAGACGGGCCAGCUGUCCCCUGAGGAGACUGCCGAGUCCUGUAAAAACCGCAGCAUUCCCAGGAAAAAGAAAAGGAAGAGCAAACAGGAUUUUGAGACGUCAACAGCAGACACAUCGAUCACGGACACACCCAGCAGCACUGAUGCAUCCACCCCAGAUCCACUUGCUGACACUCCUCUUCCUAGGAAGUCUGCCAAAAAGAAAAAGAGAGACAAAAAGAUACAAGAAGAGGAGGUGACAGAGGAUGGCGGAGAUCAGGAGAAUGAGGAUGAGGUUGAGGCGUCUCAGUUAGCUCCACCAGACAAGAAAAAGAAGGCUAAGAAGAGGAAAAGGGAAAGAGACGAAGAAGAAGAGAAGGAAGAGGAAACUCACACUGUCACUGAAAACAAAAUUAAAAAGAAGAAGAAGAAGAAGAAGGCUAAAGAUGUGGAAGAGGAGGAGUGUGAGGCAGGAGGAGCAGUAGAGGAGAAGGCUGAGAAUCCUGCGAGUCUGACAGAGACAACGGAGGAGAAAAAGAAGAAGAAGAAAAAGAGGAAAAAGGAAGGAGGUCAGGAGAACGAGGCAGUGCAAUCUGAAGAAAAACCAGCAGGGGGCAGUAAUGGCACAGAGGAGAAAAUGGAAGCCACAGAGGGAAAGUCUUCUUUGGACUCCUCGGCCAAAAAGAAAAAGCGUCUCAGGAAGAAGCUCAGCCUGAAGAGGAGAUUAAAACUUCAUAAGAAGGAGAAGAUGGCGAUGAGGUUGAUGAAGAGCAACAAGUUACCUGCAGAUCAGAACCACGUGAGGAGGAAGAAACAGAGACACAUAGAAGAAGAAACAGAGGAAGUGCUUCACCCAAAGCCAAGCAAAAGACCCAAAGCUGAGCCCAUUCAGGAGGACGAAACACCAAAGAAGAAGAAAAAGAUGAAAAAACAUGCUGACCUAGAAGAAAAUUCGUCAAAGGAAAACCAACCUCCCAAGGCAAAGAAGGAGAAGAAGAGGGAGCUGCAGGCUGAGGAUCAGAGCGGUGUGGUAGAUGACCAGAGUGCUGCGAUUCUUGAUGAUGCCGAUACGUCGGCGCCUUCAAACGGAGGGAAGAAGAAGAAAAAGAAAAAGAAGGCAGUUAAAUGCGAGGAAGCUGCAGAAAAUUCAACUGUAACUGUGAGCCAAGAUGUGCCUGCUAAGAAAACAAAGAAGAGCAGACUACAGGAGAAACUAGAGGCGGAGCCUGCUGCAGACACACACACUCCUCCAGCUGUUUCUGGGAUCUGUGAAGAAGUGUUGGCACUCAUCUAGCUGCGAGGCAUUUUAAAAAAAAGAAAAAAUCUUCCAAGAAGAAGACAAACUGAUUUAAAUUUGGGGCGUACUCAGGAGGAUGACUGCAACUUGGCCCUGAAAGCCUAAAAAUGUCAGCGUCUUUUCUCCCGAUUAUUCUGUCUGAGAUUCAUUUUUCCAUGAGAAACAGAUUUCUGAGAGGUGCUGAGAGUAACUUCGCACUACCCUUUGUUCCUAAACUGUGAAUUUAGCACAAUACACACCCUAAAUCCCCCUUUAUUUAGCAGAUUCGGCUUUAAAGCUUUGUUGGAGGCAGACCUGCUCUGCCAGGAACAAAAAGCAUAGUAAUUAGUCAAAUUAUGACUUUAUUAUGCAUUUCAUUCAGCGCAGCCUUUUUAACUGGAAGCUUUUCCCAUUAAAGUCUCAUUAAAGAAAUUAUUUAAAUGAGCUGCCGUUUGAAAGAAUUCACGCAAGUGAAACAUAAAUUUCUAUUUAAAUCAAAGAAUCAGAUUAUUAACAGGAUUGCUAUUAAUUUUUUUUAAUCACAGUUUAUCUGUUUAAUCAUUUGGAGUAAAAUGGCCCUCGAGUUAGUCAGCUUGCAGUUAGUUUAAAACUGAGAGAAGAUGGGAUCUGAGGAUGAUUGGAGGCUGUGAAAGAUGAUUAAUACGUUUCGACUGCAGCGCGAUACGCAUUUCUGCUGCAGAGCAGCUCCGUCUUUAAGUUUCAAAGCUGCAGUCUGCAUCUCCUCAGCACUGAUAAAAACUUAUGAAGGGGGAACUUUCACAGUCGUGUCUUCUCACAGUCAGAGGGGCUCACUAAACCUCCACAUCUUUGAGUUGGAGUUAGAAAUAAGCUAAUAAGGUGGGUUGAUUUUCUUUUUUGUCAGUUCUUUUCUUUUCAUGUGAACUGAUUGAUAAACCAGCAUUUGUGUUUGUUUGAGGUAGAAUAUGUAGUUUUGUUCUGAUGUGCAUAUGAUGCAAACUUUAUCGGCCAUCAGCUAUGCAACUGAUUAAAUCCCGCUGCUGUUGUUUGAGGAAUCUUUGUGCAACUGCUUAAAUUUGCUGUUUCUAACGAUGAGCACGUUUCGAGGAUGCCGGUCGUUAAUAGCUUUAAUUCUGCAGCGGCAGUCAUUUUCUUUGUUUUCCUUCCCACACUGUUACACGUGCUGUGUUCAUGCCACAUUCACGGUGAAAGUCACACUGGGAAACUGAUCUAACUUGGCAUUAAAUUAUAAAGCAAAUGGCAUCACGUCAACACAGCAGUGUUUGUUUCUUAGGCGAUUAAACCCAAAUGUGAUGCUGUUUAUAAGGUUUGUGCUGUCGAAGCUCAGCAGGAAUCAUUUCACCUCUGCAUCCAUCCCUCGUGACGUCUGUUUCACAGUCGAUCGCUUUAACCCAACCCUAAAAACUUCACAUUUUUGGAUGAAAUGUUUUGGUUGUGGUUCAGUUAUUUUGUUUCUAAUUGCAAUUUAUUUUAUUAAAAUUAAUAAAGCAGACACCAAAUAAAGCACUCUGAAACUUUGGCUUUAUUUGGUGUCUGAACUUGUGAGAGAAGCAGACGCAGCUUAGAGCUGAUACCGACAUCGAUUCUGAGAACUAUGAGGAGAAAUGAGGUUUUCCACACUCGGUGUCUGUGUUUACUCGCCGCUGGUGACGCCGUCUUUCUUUCUUUCUUACACAAACAGCCUUUUUCCCUCUGAAACAGAAAUCCAUCAAGUCAAUAGGCGGGGCAGUUUGCCCAGAGUUCAAAUCUAAUUUGUCCUGAAUUUAAACAAAGUGGCGUCAAUUUUACAAAAUCCUGUUGUGAUUUAUGGAUUAUUCCUUGGAAAACUUUCUCAUAAUUUCCUAAACAUUUGUUGCUGUUUAAAAGAAAAAUAACAGGUAUGCUUUUUUU